AUGAUUGGCUCGCGAUCUGUACGACUAUUUCAUGCAUCAGUUUUAAUAAGAAGAACAUCCCGCAGUUUUUCUUCGCCGUCAGAAACUAUACGAACACAAUACAGCAAUGUUGAUCUGCGAGAAGUAGAGAAUCUUUCCAAACAGUCAACGGAAUGGUGGGAUCCGCACGGACCUAUUCGAGGAUUGCAUGCGAUGAACACUUUGCGCGUGCCAUUGAUUCGAGAUGGGUUGAUUGCAACGGGAACAGUAGAAAAAAAUCGUAUCAACAAGCCCAAUGUUCUUGAAAACCUGAACAUCCUAGAAGUUGGGUGUGGUGGAGGGAUUCUCACGGAGGCUCUAGCUCGAUUGCGUGCCAAUGUAGUCGGUAUUGAUCCAAGCGAAAAGUUGAUCAAGGUAGCAGGGGAACAUGCCAAAGAAAGCACAUCGCUGAAACCGGAACACAUACAAUAUCAUACGGAAACCAUUGAACAGCAUGCGGCUAAAAAUGCUGAGCACUACGAUGCCGUCGUGGCCUCGGAGGUGCUAGAACACGUGAACGAUAAGGUGGCAUUUAUUGAGCAAUGCUUGAAUGCACUCAAACCUGGUGGAUCACUGUUCAUUACAACGAUCAAUAAGACAACGCCAUCCUGGCUAGGGGCUAUCGUAGCGGCAGAGCAAAUUUUCAAACUUGUUCCAGAAGGCACUCAUGAUUGGGAUAAAUUCAUAUCUCCGCUCGAUUUACAGAGAAUUUUGACCAGCUACAGUUGCAACACUAUUCUCAUUCAUGGAAUGUUUUAUCAAUUUUGGUCCAAUCAGUGGUGCUGGGCUCAGAACACAGAUAUAAAUUAUGCGCUCCACGCAGUUAAAAGCAAAGAACUAUAAAUAGUGCUUAAUAUAAAAAAAUAUUUAUAUAUUAUUCCG
Molecule: messenger RNA, 900 nt
Organism: Anopheles nili
Lineage: Eukaryota; Metazoa; Arthropoda; Insecta; Diptera; Culicidae
Product: ubiquinone biosynthesis O-methyltransferase, mitochondrial-like
Exons: 2
Coding region: 1-861 (286 amino acids)
Biological process (GO): ubiquinone biosynthetic process
Molecular function (GO): 2-methoxy-6-polyprenyl-1,4-benzoquinol methyltransferase activity
Source: RefSeq, a predicted model, not a curated record